AUGGAUAACCUACCAAAUGAAUUGAUUACUCAGAUUUUGGAAGAAUGUAAUUACGCAGACUGUAUGUGUUUCCGAGCGACGUCAAGUAAAAAUUACGAUGUUGGGAACUAUGUACUAAGAAAGUCACAAACUUUCGAUUACCGGUACUACAACUAUCGUUGUCACGUCGGAAUUCGAAAUGUUAAUGGGGAAAAUGAGAAGAAGAAAUAUGGCACCAAUUUGAAUCCAAUCAAGAUGAUCAAUUUUAUGGAAUUUCUGCCGAAUCUUCGUAAAAUAGUGCUUGCUGACCUACCAUGUCUAUUCACUUUGGGUGAUAUGAUAAAACUAGGUAAAUCUCUUCCAAAAAUUCAAAAGUUUGUGAUGAUCCAAACCGAAGAGAAGAAAUGGAUGGGGAAGGACAUGAUGAUGGGGUUAACAUAUUUUAAAUCUCUCAACAGUCUGGAACUAGUUGGCUGGGAACCAUCCAGUGUCACAAGCAGAGGUUGUGCAUCCCGAAACGAAGUUAUUCCCCAAAGUACACUACGAAACUUGAUUAAUCUCACGAUUGUCUGCAAACAGGAAACAGUGUCAAAAGUACUUCAACAUAUUGUUGAUAAUGAAAUCUUCAUGACUAAAUGUGUCAAGGCCAAGUCAUCUACUCUCACUGCCUCAACUCGAAAGAGUCCAGCUGGAGAACUGUUCAGUGAUAGAAAGAAUCGAGCAAGCAUUGCAACGCACCUUCUUGAAUGCCUUGAGGAGAAGAGGCAUCAAGUUUACAAACCUAGUUAA
Caenorhabditis remanei is the source of this 768-nucleotide messenger RNA. RefSeq lists its product as uncharacterized. The coding region runs from base 1 to 768 and encodes 255 amino acids. The record is from RefSeq and is a predicted model, not a curated record. The transcript has 6 exons. Lineage: Eukaryota; Metazoa; Nematoda; Chromadorea; Rhabditida; Rhabditidae.